Anopheles funestus (African malaria mosquito) is the source of this 990-nucleotide messenger RNA. RefSeq names its product glutathione S-transferase 1-like. The transcript has 2 exons. The coding region runs from base 141 to 896 and encodes 251 amino acids. Gene Ontology annotation, biological process: glutathione metabolic process. Gene Ontology annotation, molecular function: glutathione transferase activity. The record is from RefSeq and is a predicted model, not a curated record. NCBI's taxonomy places the organism in Eukaryota, Metazoa, Arthropoda, Insecta, Diptera, Culicidae.
GAGAUAUACAGACUUCGGAGGUGUUUAUUUUAUCAGUUUUGCUACCCGCCGCAUACAUAAUCGAUAUCGUCGUGUCAUCGUGGUGUAAAUCCUGUUGUGAUAAGAUUUCGGACAGAACGCAACCGUCGGCAAGCGUUUUGAUGCGCCCGGCAUCGCGCAGUCGUGCUGCGUGCUUAACUGUUGGACGUGUAACGGUCCAGUUUGCUGUUCAGCGUGUGAGAAAAGCGUUUGUGAAGAAGAUGGACUUUUACUACCAUCCUGCCUCGCCCUACUGCCGAUCAGUGAUGCUGGUCGCGAAAGCGCUCAAGCUAAAUCUGAACAUGCUGUACAUUGAUAUCAUGAAGGAUGAACAGCUGCGACCCAGCUUUAGUGCGCUCAACCCGUUCCAUUGUGUCCCAACGCUGGUGGAUAAUGAUUUGACACUGUGGGAGUCACGUGCCAUACUGGUAUAUCUCGUCGAUAAGUACGGGCGUACCAAUAGUCGACUCUACCCGAAGGAUGCACAAACCCGAGCCCUCAUUAAUCAACGAUUGUUCUUCGACCAUGGUACGCUUAGUACACGGCUGGAGGAUUACUACUAUCCGCUGUACUUCGAAGGUGCCCCGGCUGGAGGUGAAAAGCUCGAAAAGCUUGAGGAAGCACUCAGUUUAUUGAACGGAUUUCUCACCACAAAUCCGUAUGCGGCUGGACCAAACAUGACGCUGGCCGAUUACAGCUUAGUGGCGACAGUUUCUUCCCUCGAGGUGGUGCAGUACGAUCUUAGCAAGUAUCCGGCCAUUGCGGCUUGGUACGAAGCCUGCAAGGCAACGAUUGUCGACUAUCAGGAGAUCAACGAGGCUGGCUUGCAGCAAUACCGUCAAUACUUCGAAUCGGGUUUAAAUCCCGUUGCUUAUUAACGACGAUGAUGACGAAUGCAAAUGUUUUCGGAUAUUUUUUAAUACGCCUCGUUUUGGAUGUACAAGCAGGGAGUUGAAUUUUGUUUUCUUCUCU